CUCUAUUACGCGACAAUAUAAGGAUGGCCGACGGCCGUCGCUUAUUUUAAACCCUAGCGUCUUAGCCAUUUUCUAAAAGCUGAUUGGCAGAAGUUUGUUCAUCUCAGAAAAUUUUUGAAGGUUACGACAAUCACCGCCACGCCAUGGCUCAGUUAAUGGGAGGCUCUCUGUUCUCAUAUGCUCCCGUUGGGUUUCACCCAUCCAAAACAGAGGCGGUGGCGAGUUAUUGCCGAGUUUCUGGCCUGACGAAGUUGCAUUCAUUCCAAGAGCUGGGUGCUAAAACGUGUGAAAUCCAUGGCAAUAGCAUAGCUAGUAACAGGGCUGGUGUUCUGCAGUUGAAUAAGAAAAGCGUUAUUCAGGCAAUACUGCAGAGUGAGAGAGAGAUAGAAACUACCAAUGGUAUAGGGACUAGAGGUUUGCGUGGGCAGUUGAAUAAGGUUGUUCUUGCUUACAGUGGUGGCUUAGACACAUCAGUCAUCGUCCCCUGGCUGAGGGAGAAUUAUGGUUGCGAAGUUGUAUGUUUCACGGCUGAUGUUGGUCAAGGCGCGAAGGAAUUGGAAGGUUUGGAAAAGAAGGCUAGAGCAAGUGGGGCUUGUCAACUGGUGGUGAAGGACUUGAAGGAAGAAUUUGUAAGCGACUUCAUAUUUCCUUGCUUACGCGCUGGUGCAAUUUAUGAAAGAAAAUACCUGCUUGGGACGUCAAUGGCCCGUCCAGUUAUUGCAAAGGCCAUGGUGGAUGUUGCCAAAGAAGUUGGAGCUGAUGCUGUUUCUCAUGGAUGCACUGGGAAAGGAAAUGAUCAGGUACGCUUUGAGUUGGCCUUCUUUGCUCUAAAUCCCAAUUUAAAUGUGGUGGCACCGUGGAGGGAAUGGGAUAUUACUGGAAGAGAAGAUGCUAUUGAGUAUGCCAAGAAGCAUAAUAUACCUGUUCCAGUGACAAAGAAAUCAAUUUACAGUCGAGACAGGAACUUGUGGCAUCUUAGUCAUGAGGGAGAUGUUUUGGAGGAUCCAGCAAACGAACCUAAAAAGGAUAUGUACAUGAUGUCUACGGAUCCAGAAGAUGCACCAAAUGAACCAGAAUACGUGGAAAUAGGGAUUGUGAGAGGUCUCCCAGUUUCUGUCAAUGGCGAGGUACUUUCACCAGCCUCUCUUCUAGCUAAAGUAAACGAAAUUGGUGGAAAGCAUGGAAUUGGGAGAAUCGACAUGGUUGAAAAUCGUCUGGUGGGCAUGAAAAGUAGAGGUGUCUAUGAAACCCCAGGAGGAACCAUCCUUUUCGCGGCCACCCGUGAGCUUGAGUCUCUAACACUUGACCGAGAGACAAUUCAAGUGAAAGACUCAUUGGCACUCAAAUAUGCAGAGUUGGUUUAUGCAGGGAGAUGGUUCGACCCACUUCGUGAAUCCAUGGAUGCUUUCAUGGAGAAGAUCACAGAGACCACCACUGGCUCUGCCACUCUCAAGCUCUAUAAGGGUUCCGUCCAUGUGGCCAGCCGCCGAAGUUUGUACAGUCUUUACCGGGAAGACAUCUCCUCCUUUGAAAAUGGGCAGAUUUACAAUCAGGCUGAUGCCGAUGGUUUCAUUCGCCUUUAUGGCCUUCCCACCAGAGUCCGGGCAAUGCUCCAUAAGGACUUAUGAUCCCUCACUUUGAUAAUGGAUGCGCCUUUGGCACAAGAAUCAAUAAGGUAAUUUAAUUAGUCGAUAUGUCUGUCUUUGUCUGAUGGGCUGUUUCAAUUUGUACAUGUAUUGUUUUGUAAUGUAACUAAGGUUUUUUUUUGUUUUUUUCCCAUUGACGGAAUUAGGGGUUUGCGUUUAGUAGGGUUUUCUGUUUGUUAGCUUAAAGUUGAUUUUUUGUUUAGUUAAUUUUAGGGUUAGUAAAGGGUCGAAGUUUAAACCAUAUUUAAGUACUUGUUGGGUUUGAUUAUUUCUCCA
Molecule: messenger RNA, 1922 nt
Organism: Benincasa hispida (wax gourd)
Lineage: Eukaryota; Viridiplantae; Streptophyta; Magnoliopsida; Cucurbitales; Cucurbitaceae
Product: argininosuccinate synthase, chloroplastic-like
Biological process (GO): urea cycle; L-arginine biosynthetic process
Cellular component (GO): cytoplasm
Molecular function (GO): argininosuccinate synthase activity; ATP binding
Source: RefSeq, a predicted model, not a curated record